Messenger RNA from Rhododendron vialii, 1260 nucleotides. RefSeq names its product cyclin-dependent kinase inhibitor 5. Gene Ontology annotation, molecular function: cyclin-dependent protein serine/threonine kinase inhibitor activity. Gene Ontology annotation, biological process: negative regulation of cyclin-dependent protein serine/threonine kinase activity. Gene Ontology annotation, cellular component: nucleus. Lineage: Eukaryota; Viridiplantae; Streptophyta; Magnoliopsida; Ericales; Ericaceae. The transcript is spliced from 3 exons. Bases 147 to 872 code for a protein of 241 amino acids. The record is from RefSeq and is a predicted model, not a curated record.
AAUUAGCCCCCUCCCUCCCUUCUUUCCCUCCUCUCUCUCUCUCUCUCUCUCCUCUCUCCUCUCUCCCCCUCUCUCAAAAACCCCAGUUCACCGAAACAGAGUCCAACCUAGAAACAGAGCAUUCAGUGAGCGAAAGUAGAAGAGAUAUGGGCAAGUACAUGAGGAAAGCUAAAAUCACAGGGGACGUGGCCGUGAUGGAGAUACUCUCGCCACAGUCCCAGCCCUCCCUCGGCGUUCGAACCAGAGCCAAGACCCACGCUCUACAAUCCCUCCAAUCAAACACGCCGCCGCCGAGAAACCCCGAGCCGGCUUACCUUCAACUGAGGAACCGGCGGCUCGAAAAGAUUCUUGUCAACGACGCCAAGAAACAACAGCCGCAGCCGCAGAAUAACGGCUCCGGACUAAACCCUAACCCUAGUUUGAGUCCAAACCCUGAUAUGGGUUCUUCAAUUAGGUGCUUGGAGAGUGAGGAGGGGUUUAUUAUUUCUGAUUUUACGAAAAGGGCAUGCAACGAAAUUGAAGCAGAAGACCUAAAUGAUUUGGAUUUUGAGGCUUCGUAUGGAGAGAACUACCUGGAUUUUGAAACCAGAGAGAGGAGUACCAGGGAAAGCACACCUUGUAGCUUGAUCAGGGCAUCGGACACCAUCGGGACCCCUGGUUCCACGACAAGACGAACCCCUAGUUCAACGGCAACUAAUCGAAGAAUUCAAAAUGCCAUGCAAAGAAACAUCCCAACAACACUUGAGAUGGAAGAGUUCUUUGCCCUUGCAGAACAGCAGCAACAGAGGUUUUUUGCUGAGAAGUAUAACUUUGAUGUCGUGAACGAUUUGCCCCUCCCCGGACGUUACGAAUGGGUGAGAGUGAACAACUAAGCACCACUUGGAUCCUCUUGACGAGGGUUUUGAAGUUUAUUACGUAGAUGUAGUAGGGCUGGUCCAAUGUAUAAAAAGAAACCGGAGGGAGUUACGGAAAAUGUGUAAUCGAAUGAUCUGUAACCAUAACAGAGCUGACGAAUUACACACUAACCUAGUGGGAAGAAAAUGACAUGUAGUCUUAGAGUAGUUUUAGGUUUCUUGAUGCUUCUUGAUCUUGUAACAUGGUAGGUGAAUAUAUCAAAUCUUCGUUCCCAUGAGCUAUGAAUGCGGUCGUUUUAGGUUCUUGACGCUUGUUGAUCUUUGUAACAUGAUAUUUCAAAUUAUCAGAUCCAUGAUGGAGUAUGAAUGCUCUCUAGUGGUAAAUGACAGUGGUUUUCAGUUUCAA